This is a messenger RNA of Oryza brachyantha (malo sina), 1540 nucleotides long. Its product is annotated as type III polyketide synthase A-like. Lineage: Eukaryota; Viridiplantae; Streptophyta; Magnoliopsida; Poales; Poaceae. Gene Ontology annotation, biological process: polyketide biosynthetic process. The record is from RefSeq and is a predicted model, not a curated record. Bases 88 to 1266 code for a protein of 392 amino acids. The transcript has 2 exons. Gene Ontology annotation, molecular function: acyltransferase activity, transferring groups other than amino-acyl groups.
AAACAUGAUGUGAACCUGGUAUCAAAACAGCGAAAUUGCAGGAUCAGAAUAUUUGGUGGGGCAAAAAAGGAUACCAGGAGGGCGACGAUGUCUGGCCUUGGAUGCUGCAACACCAACGACAGGGGUGGCAAUGGCAAGAGCCACUGCUCCGGUGGCAAGGCCAUGCUGCUCGCGCUGGGCAAGGGCCUCCCUGAGCAAGUUCUUCCCCAGGAGAAGGUUGUCGAGACCUACCUCCAGGACUCCAGCUGUGAUGACCCUGCAACAAGGGCAAAGCUCGAAAGACUUUGCAAGACCACCACAGUGAGGACAAGGUACACUGUCAUGUCAAAGGAGCUCCUAGAUGAGCACCCAGAGCUCAAGACCGAGGGAACUCCAACAUUGACACCACGCCUGGACAUCUGCAAUGCUGCAGUGCUUGAACUGGGUGCUACUGCAGCCCGCGCUGCCCUUGGUGAAUGGGGGCGUCCAGCAGCUGACAUUACCCACCUUGUCUACAUCUCAUCCAGUGAGCUUCGCCUCCCUGGGGGUGACCUUUUCCUGGCAGCUCGCCUUGGCCUCCAUCCAAACACCAUUCGCACUUCCCUUCUCUUCCUUGGCUGCUCCGGUGGUGCUGCCGCUCUCCGCACAGCCAAGGACAUUGCUGAGAACAACCCAGGGAGCCGUGUCCUUGUAAUAGCUGCGGAGACAACAGUGUUAGGCUUCCGACCACCAAGUCCUGAUCGCCCUUAUGACCUUGUUGGUGCUGCCCUGUUUGGUGAUGGCGCCUCAGCUGUGAUCAUUGGGGCAGGCCCCAUCACUGCUGAGGAGAAUCCCUUCUUGGAGCUUCAGUUCUCAAGACAGGAGUUCCUACCAGGGACUGAGAAAGUGAUUGAUGGCAAGAUCUCUGAGGAAGGGAUUAAUUUCAAAUUGGGCCGUGAUUUGCCUGAAAAGAUUGAAAGUCGUAUAGAAGGGUUCUGCAGGACACUCAUGGAUCGGGUUGGGAUAAAAGAGUUCAAUGAUGUAUUUUGGGCUGUGCAUCCUGGUGGCCCAGCAAUACUGAACAGGCUAGAGCUAUGCCUUGAACUCCAGACAGAGAAACUCAAGAUCAGUAGAAAGGCCCUGAUGAACUAUGGUAAUGUGAGCAGCAACACCGUCUUCUAUGUUUUGGAGUAUUUGAGGGAUGAGUUGAAGAAAGGGGUGAUAAGGGAAGAAUGGGGCUUGAUCUUGGCUUUUGGCCCAGGCAUCACAUUUGAAGGAAUGCUAGUUAGAGGAGUUAACAGGGACUGAAAAGGGUCCAAGAAGACUUUCAGCUAGAUGGAAGAAUCACAAACAAGCUUUACAUGGCAAACAUAACAUUUCUGGAUUAAUCAUAUAGUAUGAACUUUAGAAAUCUCAUAAGCAUAGAUGUCUUGACAGCAUCUGUGCACUACAUAAUUAUUGUUUUACUAUAAUCUAUGUUUUAUGUAUCAAACAAUGUGAGGUACUAAAGUUUGAAUGCAAGAUAUGCAAUACAUUGCAUCCUGUUCCAUUGUCAUGUAUAGUAAUUUACAGGAACAUAUAU